Molecule: messenger RNA, 3186 nt
Organism: Funneliformis mosseae
Lineage: Eukaryota; Fungi; Glomeromycota; Glomeromycetes; Glomerales; Glomeraceae
Source: the annotation of a GenBank genome assembly
AUGUCCUCGGAUUCAUUUGGAAAACAGAUCCUCAAUCGACAAACCACAGAAUGGGCCUCCCAUUACAUUAAUUACAAAGCAUUAAAAAAAAUUAUCAAUAGCCUUCAAAGUGCGUACCAUAAUAACGAACGAUCAUUACCUCCGACCCCUGUUACUAUUGGACCCUCACGAAUUCCUCUUAAUGCAGAUGAUCCUUCACAACCUGACGAUUAUCAUGUGUUUCUACAACAGCAAAAGGCUGCCUUCUUUUUCAAACUCGAACGAGAGCUUGAAAAAGUGAAUACUUUCUACCUUCAAAAAGAAAAUGAAUUCAAGGUCAGAUUACGUUCCUUGAAUGAUAAGAAAAAAAUUUUGCUAGGUAGCGGAAAAAGGUUAUCCGCUCGUUCGGCAUCUCUUAUGACUUUAUUGGAAGCAUUUCAACAAUUCCAACAAGAUCUCAAUAAACUACAGCAAUUCAUCGAAAUCAAUGCUACAGGUUUCCGUAAAAUUUUAAAAAAAUGGGAUAAGCGUUCCAGGACUAGUACCAAAGAACUUUAUCUUACACGACAAGUUGAGAUUCAACCAUGCUUUAACAAAGAAAUUAUUGCUGAUCUGUCGGAUAAUGUUGAAAACAAUUUGACGGAACUUCGUGAUAUAAAAAACGGGUUGUCCGCGACCCCAAUGUCCUCACCAUCACCCCCAGGGCGAAGACAUUCAAUAGGUGAAUCGGAGGAACAUGACUUAAUGGAUGAUAUUGAAAUAGAACUUUUCAAAGCCAUUACAACAGGUGCACCUUCAACAGUACAUGAUAUACUGGAAAGAAUUCGUCAAUAUCCAAGCGAUGAGGAUCAUGAUAUUAUUUCACGUGUCUUCUGGCGAGCAUGUUCAGAGAAAAGCUCUACAGUCGAAUCCAUUAAAUACUUGGUUGAUACCAAUAAAAUUUAUUUCAAGUAUAUAGAUGAUAUUAGUGAACGAACGUGUUUGCAUGAGGCUGCUAUCGUAGGGAAACUACCUCUUAUGAAACUUUGUGUUGAGCAUGGUGUCAAGGUAGAUUGCACUGAUAUCUAUGGCAGAAAACCGUUACAUUAUGUAUGUAUGUCUGGUCAUAGCGCAGCGGCCACAUAUCUAUUAUCUCAAGGCGCAGAUCGUGAAAGUUGUGAUCAUGAUGGCUUUAAUCCAUUAAUAUAUGCUGUUACGAAUGGCCAUACCAAAUGCGUCGAGAUUCUACUUGAUAAAGGCGCUCGAAUCGAACCACUUGAAGAGGGGGACCAUAAUCAUAUUCCUUUAUCUUUAGCAUGUCAGUAUGGUCAUAAAGACAUUUCUUUGCUGUUACUAGAUAAGGGAGCAAGCAUUAUUCCUGAUGCAGAAGGUCUUACUCCUUUGCACCUGACCGCUCGUCAAGGUCAUCAUGGACUAUUAAAAGUCUUGACAGAGCAUGGUGCUUUCUUGGAUGCACCUGACAAAUAUAAAGGCUGGACUCCUAUAUUUUACGCUGCUAGUGAGGGUCAUAUAGAGUGCGUGGAUGUUUUAAUACAGGCUGGAUGUAAGGUGAACAUAACCGAUGAAGCAGGGCAUUCUCCGAUUUACUAUGCUGCCUGGGAAGGUCAUAUAAAGUGUAUCAAUAAAUUAUUACAAAGGCCAGGCGGAUUCGCAGAGACCGCAGAUCCAAUCAUAGAUGAACCCAUAGUUGCUGCUGAAAAUAUGCUAAUCGAUGGACCGAUUGAUGAAUACCUUAAUAUGUCUAACAAUAUUAAUAGUAUACCAUCUUUAAUAUUACCACCACCUAUAUUACCACUUCGAAUCUAUGGACAUAGUUACCUAGAUAAAAAAUAUCAUAUUCAAAUUACCCUCGGACAUCCUUCGUCCAAACAGUCAAGACCUCCCGUUCACUUAUAUGGUAACAGUAAAAUCUCAUCUUUGAAGCUCGUCAUGUCCUCAAGGCCGGACAUGGGAAUAAUUCCACAUAGCAUCAUUUUACCAUUAGGUGAUGAUCGAGAGAUGUUUUCUUUUCAGGUAGAUACUCUUAAAUCUUUUUCACUGGAAUUCGAUAUUUUUCCUACCUUUGGUUCCAAGGUUAUUGGUAAAGGUGUAGCCUUACCUCAUGUAUUUGAUGUCACCAAUGAUCAUGAAAGAAGAAAUAAUUUAGUGACUGGAGGUACCGGAGGAAAAGUUAUUUGUCCUUUGUUUGAUACGCAUUUAAAAGUUGUCGGUGAAUUAGCGUUCGAAUUUGCAAUUGUUAAGCCGGUCCAGGGUGUUCAGCUUGAAGUCGGAGGUCAAGUAGAAACUUAUUGGAAAUCUACCGAUACUGUUACACUUUCAAAUUCUACAGAACAACAAUUAAAUCUCAAUGAAAUAAGUGGAAGUAUUCCAUCUUUUAUAACGGAUUCUUCCCUGUCAGGAGAAUAUAUUCAAAUUGUAGUACAGGUUACAAGAGACAUUAUUACUGUCGUAUAUUCAGAGUGGAUGCUGCCUGUUGAAGGAUUCGAUUUAUGCGUAUCUGAUGUUACAUUCAAACAAUUCAAGUCCUUAAGAAAUCAGCAACAAGAAAAUAUAGAUUUCAAUAAUAUUACUAAUUCAGCAGAAUUACAAAAAUUAAUUCAUCAAUCCUACCUUUCAUUAGAGGACGUACUCAAGAUGUUACCAUCAUCUCUCGGAGUAAAUCUUGAAAUAAAAUACCCGACGGUAUACGAAAUGUCCCGGUUUUGUUUUUCCGAUAUACUCGACAUAAAUAGUUACGUAGAUACCAUUCUACAAACUGUUUAUCAUUAUGCUCAAAGUCAAUCAAUAAAUAAUCGUUCCGGAGAGAAAUCAACAAAUCGUUCAGUAAUGUUUUCGUCGUUCAACCCGGCAAUUUGUACCGCUUUGAAUUGGAAACAACCGAACUACGCGGUUUUUUUUAAUUCUUAUUGCGGUUUCGAUAGCGAAGAAAUUAAUAGUGGUAAAAAACGUAAAGGGAGAGGAGAAAGCAAUAAUGAAACAUAUGAAAAUGUCGAAAAAGACAAGCGUUGUACCUCGCUUAAGGAAGCUGUCAAGUUCGCAAAACGAAAUAACCUUUUGGGAGUAAUUUGCGACGCGACAAUAUUAGUAAAAGUGCCGUCGCUAAUAACGAACGUUAAACAAGCUGGACUGGUAUUAACUACGUUUGGAAUAGCUAAUAAUGACGAUCAUAACAUAAUAUUACAAGACAAAUAUCAAGUUGACGCGAAG